Molecule: messenger RNA, 1839 nt
Organism: Closterium sp. Naga37s-1
Lineage: Eukaryota; Viridiplantae; Streptophyta; Zygnematophyceae; Desmidiales; Closteriaceae
Source: the annotation of a GenBank genome assembly
GCCAGUGCGAUCGACAGCAAGGCGCGCCAGCUGUCACAACAGGAGUGGUCCACGUAUUGCACAGACGUGAUUGGCCGGGCAGUGCUGACGUCAGAGAGCCAGUGGCAGCAGCAACUAGUGGGCGGCAGCAGCGGGCGGAGAAGAGGAGAGCGACGAGGCGAACUGGCAGCAGGGGAGAGUGGUGGGGCUGCUGCCGUUGGUGAUGGGGCUGGGGGGAAUGGUGGGGAUCGGGAGGGGUUGAGAGGAGGGGUCAGCGAGGCAGAAGGGGUUGCAGUGGGGGAGUGGCAGGGGAGGGAGUCGUGGGUGAGAGGGGAGGCGGUUAGGGGGGCAGUGGAGAAUGGGAGGUGGGCACUUUACUGCCAACUGUUGGACCACCUCCGGUUCACCCAGCACGACGGGGCUGACAGUCGAAUAGCGCGGGUGGUGUUGGACGACCUGGUGGUGGAGGUGGCAGAGGCGGCGCUUCUCACAGCGAUAGAGGCGGCCGGCACACAGGAGAGCCGCGAAUGGAUGGGCCUCUCGCUGCCCGGGCUGGACUCCCUUGGCUUCAUUGACUCGCUUGACUCGCUUGACUCGUUUGACUCUCUUCAGGGGGGCUACAGUGGUGGCAGCAAGGGGACGGGAAUGGUGGGGUUGAGAGCGGGGAUUGGAGGGUGGGAGGUGGAAGGGGAGGGGCUGAGUGUUGUGGGACAGGGCAGGGGAGGCAGCAGCAGCAGCAGGGGGGGAGCGAGCAUGGACGCACCCGUGAGACACCAUUCAUACUCUCUGCAAACCCCGCAAGCCCCUCUACUCCCCUCCCUUCAUCAUUCACCCCUCAUCCCCGUGCUCGCCUGCUCAUCUCUUCCUUUUUCCGCCCCCUCGCAUGCUGGACUUCUCGUACAUGCUGGACUUCUCGUACAUGCUCCACGUGCUGAAGUGCAACUCGCUGCAUCGCAAUUGCCCAUUCAAAUGUUUGUGCUCCGCCCAGUUGCUCGCCUUUCCCUUAAAAUCCCCUCCCUUUUCUGUCUGCUCCCCUCUCCCUGCUCCCCCUUCUCCCCGCUCCCCUCUCCCCGCCCCCCCCUCUCCCUGCUCCCCCUUCUGCCUUCUCCCUCUGCUCCCCAGGUGGCACUGCGCAAGUGGCUGAGGGUCAACGUGACAUCGGUGGUGGCCAUCUUUGAGGACCGCUUCCUCCUCUGGGGGCUGCGCCGCUCCUCCCCACCCCCUGCCCUCCCCACCAUGCCCACUGCCAUGGCCACUGCUCGCCUCACUCCCACUGUGGCCUGGGCAACUCCAGAAUCCUCUUUACCAGCCUCGUCACAGCAGCGCCCGCGCUCUCAUCUGCCCCCCGCGGCAUUCCCCAACGACUUCAGCAGUGCGAACAGCACCACAGCAGCGGGCCCUUUGGCCUGGCUGCAGGGGCUGCUGAGAAGAGGCUCGGGAAGCGGCACUGGUGCUGUGGGCGGCGGUGGCUCAGGCAUGGGUGCUGUGAUGCAGGUGGCGGGAGGCGGUGGGGGUGAGGAAGGGGGCAUGGGGGAAGUGAGUGGCACGCGGCAGUGGUGGCAGGGGAAAAGGAGGCAGGGGAGAGCAGGGGAGCGGGAGCAGCAGGGGAGGGUGGGUGGGCCUGUGGGUCUGGUGCAGCGCAGUGUGGUGGGCAGCAGACGAGGAGAGCUGCGACAGCUGAGAGGAUGGAAGCUGGUGGUGGUGGUGGCAUUGGAGCUAUCGGAUCUGCUCCUGCCGCUCUUCAAGGCGGCCGUCACAGCAGCAGGCAGAGCCGUCUCCUUCCUCCUCGUUGCUCUCAUUGGCCGCUCGCUGGGCCUUGUAUACCGGGGCAUCAGGCAGAGCUGGGGUCAGGCUCGCUAG